Eubalaena glacialis (North Atlantic right whale) is the source of this 5542-nucleotide messenger RNA. RefSeq names its product calpain 15 (gene CAPN15). Gene Ontology annotation, molecular function: calcium-dependent cysteine-type endopeptidase activity. The transcript is spliced from 13 exons. NCBI's taxonomy places the organism in Eukaryota, Metazoa, Chordata, Mammalia, Artiodactyla, Balaenidae. Gene Ontology annotation, biological process: proteolysis. Gene Ontology annotation, cellular component: cytoplasm. Bases 348 to 3767 code for a protein of 1139 amino acids. The record is from RefSeq and is a predicted model, not a curated record.
GCCGCGGGGCCCCGGCAGGGCGCUACGCUACGGAGGCGGCGCAGGGCGCUGCGCGGGACGGGUCGGGCCGGGUCGGUGUGCUCGCCCGCUCCGCCACUCAGCGCGGGAGGCCGUCGGGGCAGCGCGCCGGCGGCAGAGGGCCUGCCCGCCCUCCGAGAACAAGUUGUGGGCCGGCCGGCGCAGGCGAGCGAGCCCGGGCCGCGGGGACUGAGGAGGCGCCGCGGGUUUGCGGAGCCCGGCCGCCCUGUCUCCUGCGUGGGUGCCCUCCUCCAUGCUCCACCUCGCCAGCCGCCGCCGGCCACAUGUGACCAGGCCCGGCUCUCAGCGUGGCCACCGUCGCGGGGGCCAUGGGGAGCUCCGCCUCCUCGCUGGCCACUGAGACCGAGUCGGACCACGGCUUCCCCAGGGGACUGCCCUACCCGGGGCCCCCGGCAGCGGCCGGCUGGUGUAGGGGCGGCCCUGGGGGGCCUGUCUGGGGCGACACCCUGGUCACCCGGCAGCACCAGCCCCCACGCCCCCGGGCCCGAAGCCACACGCACUCGCCCGGGCCCAUGGCUGCGGUCGGGGAGUGGUCCUGCGCACGCUGUACCUUCCUGAACCCAGCCGGCCAGCGCCAGUGCUCCAUCUGCGAGGCCCCGCGGCACAAGCCUGACCUUGACAAGAUCCUGCGGCUCAGCGUGGAGGAACAGAAGUGGCCCUGCACCCGUUGCACAUUCCGCAACCUCCUGGGCAGGGCGGCCUGCGAAGUGUGUGGCUUUGCCCCCGAGCCCAUCCCCGGGGCCUCCCUGCUACCCGUCAUCAACGGGGUCCUGCCGGAGCCCAAGGGCAGCUGCGGGGAGGAGGCAGGGCCUGCGCGGACAGCAGGGCUGGCGGCCGUGGAGCCAGUUGGGGGGCGGCCGGAGGAGGUGGAAGGGGAAGAGGGGGGCGCGGCCGCAUCCGGGAGUGGCUGGGCCUGCCAGCGCUGCACACUGCACAACACGCCCGUGGCCAGCUCCUGCUCGGCCUGUGGGGGGCCGCGGAAACUCUCGCUGCCCAGGAUUCCUCCCGAGGCCCUGGUGGUCCCAGAAGUCGUGGCUCCUGCAGGCUUCCCCGUCAUGCCUGCCCCGCCUCAGCCCGGGGAAGGUGCCGAUGCCAACCCUCCCUCUGCUGCGGACCAGGAGCCUCCCCGGGGGCCACCCUUCAGCCCCUUCUCGCCUACCCUCCAGAACAACCCUGUGCCUCGCAGCCGCCGCGAGGUGCCCCCCCAGCUGCAGCCACCGGUGCCUGAGGCCACCCAGCCCUCGCCCUCUGCCAGCUCCAAGGGGCCCCCCCAGGGCCUGGGGCGGACCGCGGCCGGGACCUCCCGCCUGGCGGAGCUACUGUCGGGCAAGCGGCUGAGCUUCCUGGAGGAAGAAGCAGCUGAGGGUGGCACCACGCUGCGCCCACCUGGUCCCGCCAGCCCUGCCCACUGUGAGGCUGGUGGCGCCACACCGGGCAGCGACGUCAUUGACCUGGCUGGCGACACCGUGCGCUACACGCCCGCUAGCCCCUCCAGCCCUGACUUCACUACCUGGUCGUGUGCCAAGUGCACGCUCAGGAACCCCACAGCUGCCUCCCGCUGCACGGCGUGCGGCUGCUCCAAGCUGCAUGGUUUCCAGGAGCACGGCGAGCCUCCCACCCGCUGCCCCGACUGCAGCGCGGACAAGCCCGGGCCCUGCUUGGCCCACAAGGCUGGCCGCCUCUUCCCCACAGCACCGUCUGAGCGCCCGGGCCAGUGGGCCUGCCCUGCCUGCACCCUACUCAACACGCCCCGAGCCAAGCACUGUGCUGCCUGCCACACCCCCCAGCUCCUGGUGACCCAGCGCCGGGGCGCAGCGCCCCUGAGACGCAGGGAGAGCAUGCACGUGGAGAAGCGGCGGCAGACGGACGAGGGCGAGGCCAAGGCCCUGUGGGAGAACAUUGUGGCCUUCUGCCGGGAGAAUGGCGUGAACUUUGUGGACGACAGCUUCCCCCCUGGGCCCAAGUCUGUGGGCUUCCCCGCGGGCGACAGCGUCCAGCAGCGUGUGCGACAGUGGCUGCGGCCCCACGAGAUCAACUGCUCCGUGUUUAGGGACCACAGUACCUCGUGGUCCGUGUUCCACACUCUCCGGCCCUCAGACAUCCUUCAGGGGCUCCUGGGGAACUGCUGGUUCCUGAGUGCGCUGGCGGUGCUGGCAGAGCGGCCGGACCUGGUCGAGCGGGUGAUGGUCACGCGCAGCCUGUGUGCAGAGGGCGCCUACCAGGUGCGGCUCUGCAAGGAUGGCACAUGGACAACGGUGCUGGUGGACGACAUGCUGCCCUGCGACGAGGCCGGCUUCCUCCUCUUUUCCCAGGCUCAGCGCAAGCAGCUGUGGGUGGCCCUCAUCGAGAAGGCUCUGGCCAAGCUGCACGGCUCCUACUUUGCCCUCCAGGCCGGGCGCGCCAUCGAGGGCCUGGCCACGCUCACCGGCGCCCCCUGUGAGAGCUUGGCCUUGCAGGUCAGCUCCACUAACCCUCGCGAGGAACCAGUUGACACUGACCUCAUCUGGGCCAAAAUGCUGAGUUCUAAGGAGGCUGGGUUCCUCAUGGGCGCCUCCUGUGGGGGAGGCAACAUGAAGGUGGAUGAUGCCGCCUACGAGAGCCUGGGCCUGCGCCCCCGCCACGCCUACUCCAUCCUGGACGUCCGUGACGUCCAGGGCUCCAGGCUCUUGCACCUUCGUAACCCGUGGGGCCGCUUCUCCUGGAACGGCAGCUGGUCGGACGAGUGGCCGCACUGGCCGGGGCAUCUGCGUAGCGAGCUCAUGCCGCACGGCAGCAGCGAAGGCGUCUUCUGGAUGGAGUACAGCGACUUCAUCAGGUACUUUGACUCCGUGGACAUCUGCAAGGUGCACUCGGACUGGCAGGAGGCGCGUGUGCAGGGCUGCUUCCCCAGCUCGGCCAGCGGGCCGGUGGGCGUGACGGCCCUCACGGUGCUGGAGCGCGCGUCCCUGGAGUUCGCCCUCUUCCAGGAGGGCAGCAGGCGCACGGACUCGGUGGACAGCCACCUCCUGGACCUGUGCGUCUUGGUGUUCCGGGCUUCCUUCGGCAGCGGUGGCCGCCUGAGCCUGGGCCGCCUGCUGGCCCACAGCAAGCGUGCAGUCAAGAAGUUUGUCAACUGCGACGUGAUGCUGGAGCCCGGCGAGUACGCCGUGGUGUGCUGUGCCUUCAACCACUGGGGCCCCGCACCGGGCCCACCGGCCGCGCAGGUCUCCGGCCCCUCAACGGGGGUCCCACGCGGCACCCCGGAGCCGCCCGGCCACGUGCUGGCCGUGUACAGCUCAAGGCUCGUCAUGGUGGAGCCCGUGGAGGCCCAGCCGACCACGCUGGCGGACGCCAUCAUCCUGCUCACGGAGAGCAGGGGCGAGCGGCACGAGGGACGCGAGGGCAUGACCUGCUACUACCUGACGCACGGCUGGGCGGGGCUCAUCGUGGUGGUGGAGAACCGGCACCCCAAGUCUUACCUGCACGUGCAGUGCGACUGCUCAGACAGCUUCAACGUGGUGUCCACGCGUGGCAGCCUGCGCACCCAGGACAGUGUGCCGCCCCUGCACAGGCAGGUCCUGGUGAUCCUGUCCCAGCUGGAGGGCAACGCCGGCUUCUCCAUCACCCACCGCCUGGCGCACCGCAAGGCGGCCCAGGCUUUCCUCAGUGACUGGACGGCCUCCAAGGGCAGCCACAGCCCCCCACUCACGCCCGAGGUCGCUGGCCUGCAUGGGCCCCGGCCGCUGUGACCACCCUGCCCCCACCUGCCUGCCCCCGCACGCACUUUACGAGGGAGACCCCAACACAGGAUGCUUGAACCAGAAUCUCAGGACCCCCACCCAGGGAGCGCCAGCAGCAUGGCGCAGCUUCCCCUGGGCCUUCCUUCCUGCCCCUCCCUCCUACCCAGGGCCUCAUAGCCACCAAGCAGAAUACCUCGAAGCAGCCUCUAGCUCGAGGGAGCUGUGUGCCAGCUUCUCUGACCAGCCCACCUUGAGGUCUGGCUCAGAUUGCCAGGGCCAAGGUAAGGCUGCCCCUUCCCAUGGCCUGGGGCCUCCUGCCUGGGUAAGGCAGCAAAGAGCUCCAUUCACAAAACCAAAUCUGGGGUGUCAAACGCCAGGACCCCAGCGUAGGAGCAGGGACCGCCCCCGUUUUGGGGGGUCAGAGAACAGGACCCUGGGGUGAGCAGGGACCACCCCCCCUUGAGGGGUCAGGCCAGGACCCCAGGAUGAGAGCAGGGACCACCCCCAUUUUGGGGGGGUCAGAGGCCAGGACCCUGGGGUGAGCAGGGACCACCCCCCUUGUGGGGUCAGGCCAGGACCCCAGGUGAGAGCAGGGACCACCCCCAUUUUGGGGAGUCAGGCUAGGACCCCAGGAUGAGAGCAGGGACCACCCCCGUUUCGGGGGGUCAGAGGCCAGGACCCUGGGGUGAACAGAGACCACCCCCCUUGUGGGGUCAGGCCAGGACCCCAGGAUGAGAGCAGGGACCACCUCCAUUUUUGGGGGUCAGGCCAGGACCCCAGGAUGAGAGCAGGGACCACCCCCAUUUUGGGGAGUCAGAGGCCAGGACCCUGGGGUGAGCAGGGACCACCCACAGUUGUGGGGUUAGGCCAGGACCCCAGAUGAGAACAGGGACAGUCCCUUUUUUGGUGGAUCAGAGGUCAGGGCCUCAGGAUGAGAGCAGGGACCACCCCCUUGUGAAGGUCAGAGGCCAGAACCCCAGGUGAGAGCAGGAACCCACCCCCUUUGUGGGGCACGAGGUCAGGAGCCUUUUCUCCCCAGUUUGUCCCUAGGUCCCAUCUCCCCCCAAGCCCUCAUGAGGCAAGCAGGGGUUCCUGGAGUCCCAGCAGUGUCCCAGGAGGCAGGUGCCUGGCGACCAUGGGCUCAAGCAGGGGUGGGGAGGGACACUAUGCAAUUCCUGGAGCGCCAGCCAGGAUCGAAGCCAUGCCCCAGGCUGGGGUUGGGGCAGUGGGUCAGGUGGUCCUGAGCCCAGGCCCAGCCCUGUGCUUGGUGAGGGGGUUUGUCCUCAGCACCACCUGACCUCUGCUGGGAGGAACAGUCCAGGAGAAAUCCUUGGCCAGCCCUGUCCAGGCACAUGCAGGGUGUGGCCCUUCCCAGCCCCUCCACGCCUCAGAAGCCCAGCGUCCUCCCUGUGGCUGCUCAGCCCUGAGUUCUGUGUCUGCCUGAGGAUGACUGAGGCCAGCUUUCUGGGCCACCUGGCCUCACUGUCCUGCAGCCCCCAGGCAGCGGGUGGCCCAGUCUGUGGCCCCUCGCUUCCCAUGGGACUUGUAGGGGGGUGGGUUUACACCUGGAGAAGCACCCAGAAGCACUAGACUCCCCUUUGGGCCUCCUUUAUAUUUCUCCUUUUACUCUGAGCUGUGAGUAUUUUUAACCCUGUACAUACGGCAGCUCUUCUGACACAGAGGCUAUUUUAUCAAUUGUCAGUACCAUCCCUGUAGGAUGAUUCUCCAUGGGUGUUUCCAGACUCAGGCUCCGAUGGACCAAAUAAAAAUGUUUUGUUUUGUAA